Molecule: messenger RNA, 2773 nt
Organism: Mytilinidion resinicola
Lineage: Eukaryota; Fungi; Ascomycota; Dothideomycetes; Mytilinidiales; Mytilinidiaceae
Exons: 3
Coding region: 82-2376 (764 amino acids)
Biological process (GO): nuclear-transcribed mRNA catabolic process, nonsense-mediated decay
Cellular component (GO): telomerase holoenzyme complex
Molecular function (GO): telomerase RNA binding; telomeric repeat DNA binding; protein binding
Source: RefSeq, a predicted model, not a curated record
CUCAUCUCACAGCCCGAUGCAUAUCCAAUCUCCCAGGAACAGCUAGCCUCCGAAGUCAAGUCCAUAUAUGCCAGCUUAACAAUGGUGGAAACCAAGUGCAUCCAUGUCGACCGCGCUCAAGCCUCUGUUGCACCUGAUUCUAGAGGGGAUUCUAAGCUCGCCGAGCUCGCCAAUGACCACUGGCAGGCCCUAAUUGCUCUACAUCGAACUUUAUUGCAUGAGCAUCAUGACUUUUUCUUGGCUUCUCAGCACCCCUCCGCUUUUCCCGCUUUGCGUCGUCUGGCAUCUAAGUAUUCGAUGCCGGCGCGGAUGUGGAAACACGGGAUUCAUUCCUUUCUUGAGCUGCUCCGACGCCGGUUGCCAGAGUCUUUGGAUUAUAUGUUGGCUUUUAUUUAUCUGGCCUACCAAAUGAUGUCCCUACUGCACGAGACUGUUCCUACAUUUAAAGACACCUGGAUUGAAUGUCUAGGAGAUCUUACACGGUAUCGCAUGGCUAUUAAGAACGAGGAUUUGCGUGAUCGUGAAACGUGGGCUGGAGUCGCACGUUUUUGGUAUAGCAAAGCCGCUGAUAAGAGUCCAUACGUUGGUCGUCUAUAUCACCACCUUGCCAUCCUCGUUCGCCCGAAUGCGCUGCAGCAGCUCUACUACUAUUCCCGUUCUCUCACGUGUGUUGUUCCUUUUAUGAGCGCUCGGGAGUCAAUUCUCACGUUGCUUGACCCUAUUCUAGGACGGUCCAGUGCUUCAUACACGCAUUCGCUGCCCAUUGAUACCAGCUUUAUCAGAGCUCACGGUAUUCUCUUUGGGAGGUUGUCGACUGACGCCUUUGAAGAGUCCAAGGAUGCUUUCCUAGACCAGCUAGACAACCAUAUUGGGCGAGUAACAGCAAAGUGGAACGAGCAGGGUGUUUUCAUUGCUGUUACCAAUAUCGCUGGUUUCUUUGACUACGGCUCUCACGACUCGCCUUUGAGACUGAUCUAUCAGUCAUAUGCUGAGAAGAUUGCCCACAAAUCUCAGAGAUCGUCCAGUCCUUUGGAACAACACUCCUUAAGUCGCUCACCAUCUCCUUCUUCUCUAGGAUCGAAACAACUCAGCUCGGACAGAACCUCGUCGCAAGUGUCCAAAUUGUCUCAUGAUGUCGCCUUUUCGUCCGCCUGUCGUCUUGCCUUUUCCACUUUUGCUCUUGUUCUUCGGCGUAUUGGGGAUAAGAAUGUUCUUACGAGGGGCCCCCAUCCGCAACCUUCGGAGAGUUCGAAUACUAAUGACGGUGUCUUGCUGGAAUCGAAGCAAAUAAGACAUGGGUGUUUUCUACCUGAGCAUCCUCAUUUGAUUGAAGAGUUUAAGGCAAACAACGUCGGCAUUACACUAUGUCCUAUCUCCAACGCGCUUCUACACUUUUGCGGGAACAUCAAAGAGCAUUCAUGUCCGCGACUACUAGCCGUUGAAAUUCCCUCUAUGGCGAACCGCGACAGUUACGGGAAUGGAAAAGAAGAUGUGCUCACUUGCAGCAAGACAGUAGCGCACGAGCUCUCCAAGAACUGCCUUAGUCUCAUUCGCAAGGCCUCAUCGCUUUUUCAUUGCCAAUUUUCACAUUUUGUAGCCUUCUCACUCUUCGUCAAGGGUGUCUUGGGUCGUCCAACCGGUGAAGGAAGAGCUAUUACAUCUGGCGUAGCGUCGUCCCAGCCUAAUGGGAGAAAAAUACUUAUUGAGAAACUGGAAGAGCUUCUUGUCUCAUCAACGUCCUUGAUGGUGCCUUUCACUAUAAUCGUCGUCGCUGCGGUUAUAUCCCGAAUCUUGGUUUGGUAUAAGGCCCAAGGGAAACUGGCCUUAGGAGUGCUUCUAGCAGCAUGUGUUUUCAAGGCGGUACGUCUGGCUGAAAACGCCGGCGGCUAUAUUCUUCUUGCAGUCGGACUGACGUAUUUGUUCUUUGCGCUUGGAAUUUGCCGGCUCGGGAGAGGGUCUCCCUUUAUCGCAACCACAAUAGGGAUCCUGAUCACGAUUGUUGUUAUCCAGUUCCAGCCCAUUCGCGAUUUCUGGACUGGACUUACCGGCCUAGACAGUAGUUUUGCCAUCUGCGUUGGGAUCCCACUGAGCUUCUACUGCUGCGAUCUAGUCGUUAUGCACAUCACCAAAGCUGUACAGUCUCAAAGCCACGACGAAACACAUUUACCCUCUCCCCAUGCGCGGGAAGCAAGCAUCCCCAUUCCUCUGGGACCCCUUCCCAGCAGUCCCAACCAAAAUCGUCGUCUGCGCCAACAACGCGAUGGUGACGAAGGUGGGCUUGCCGACGAUGAGAUCGACCGCAACUUGGCCUCGCAGAUUAGGUCCUGGAAUGAUUCCCUCCCUAAUCGUAGAACGACAAAAGGUCAGUCUUCAUAGAACGAUACAGCAUCCUGUUGAGGUCCCGAGCAAGCUGUGACACGAUUCUUGUACAUGACACAAUGUAUGUACCUGUGCUUCCGGUGUUCUUGUAUGUGCUUUUCGGCGGUCAUCACCCUGAUUCACUUGAAUCUCAUUACGUUAUCAAACGCCUUACUCUACGGAGGAAGCUGUACGCUAGGUAGUUACUCGCGCACUAAGUAGAGUUCUGUGCAUCCUCUCGUGCUGGAGACUUUGACUCUCUUCGUUGGAUUCGUCUGGCGUUGGGUUGACUUGGUUUCGCCAGGAGGAGCAUGAACCAUCUUCGGGGUUUCAUUGGAGUCUGUUGACCCAAACAGGGAGAUAAUCUAUCACAUCUAUCACCUUGCAGGGCUUCGAAGCUCUACAUGCUCCAAAG